AAAUCACAAACGGAUAGCUGAGCAUGGAGACGCCAUUGACCAUGGCCAUGUCUGGGCCCAGAUUUGAGGCACAGUCGGGUGCCAAUGGCUCCGUGCUGGACAAUGUUCUGCCUGACAUGGCGCAUCUAGUGAAUCCCUAUUGGAGCCGUUUUGCUCCCAUGGAUCCCACCAUGAGCAAAAUUCUUGGCCUCUUUACGCUAUGCAUUAUGAUCAUUUCGUGCUGUGGCAAUGGAGUGGUUGUCUUCAUAUUUGGGGGCACCAAAUCUCUGCGUACGCCAGCCAAUUUGCUUGUCCUCAAUCUGGCCUUUUCGGACUUUUGCAUGAUGGCCUCCCAAUCGCCAAUUAUGAUAAUCAAUUUUUACUACGAGACCUGGGUGCUGGGUCCACUGUGGUGCGACAUUUAUGCCGUUUGUGGUUCCAUGUUCGGCUGCGUAUCCAUUUGGUCCAUGUGCAUGAUUGCCUUCGAUCGUUACAAUGUGAUUGUCAAGGGCAUUAAUGGUACACCGAUGACCAUAAAGACAUCGAUCAUGAAAAUCCUCUUCAUCUGGCUGAUGGCCACCUUUUGGACCAUUAUGCCCUUGUUGGGCUGGAGCAGCUAUGUUCCGGAGGGUAAUCUGACGGCAUGCAGCAUUGAUUACAUGACUCGUCAGUGGAAUCCUCGCUCUUAUCUGAUCACCUACUCCCUGUUUGUGUACUACACACCGCUCUUUAUGAUCUGCUAUUCGUACUGGUUCAUCAUCGCCGCCGUGGCAGCCCAUGAGAAGGCCAUGCGGGAGCAGGCCAAGAAAAUGAAUGUAAAGUCUCUGCGCAGCAGCGAGGAUUGUGACAAGAGUGCCGAGGGCAAGUUGGCCAAAGUUGCCUUGACCACCAUUUCGCUUUGGUUCAUGGCUUGGACUCCCUAUCUGGUCAUUUGUUACUUUGGGCUCUUCAAAAUCGAUGGCCUAACACCUCUGACUACCAUUUGGGGUGCGGCCUUUGCCAAAACAAGUGCCGUCUACAAUCCAAUUGUCUAUGGCAUAAGCCAUCCGAAAUAUCGUCUGGUACUCAAGGAAAAGUGUCCCAUGUGUGUUUGCGGCAAUACAGAUGAGCCCAAGCCGGAUGCUCCUCCUUCCGAUACUGAAACCACAUCCGAGGCAGAGUCCAAAGCUUGAACUAAAUAGAAAAAGUAUUAAACGUGCAAUUGCCUGAAAGAGGCUCAAAAAGUUGACAAAAAAAAAAGUGCAGUCGAUAAAUGUUAAUAAUUAAAAUUUAAAGUGACUAGAAAACGUUCAACAAAACUGA
Drosophila willistoni is the source of this 1281-nucleotide messenger RNA. RefSeq names its product opsin Rh2. Bases 24 to 1151 code for a protein of 375 amino acids. Gene Ontology annotation, cellular component: membrane. Gene Ontology annotation, molecular function: G protein-coupled receptor activity. Gene Ontology annotation, biological process: G protein-coupled receptor signaling pathway; phototransduction; visual perception. The transcript has 3 exons. NCBI's taxonomy places the organism in Eukaryota, Metazoa, Arthropoda, Insecta, Diptera, Drosophilidae. The record is from RefSeq and is a predicted model, not a curated record.